UUUCAGGUGUAUCACAGAUAUAUGUACUUGCUAUGGUUGGUAUUGUGUUUUGUGUUAACUGUCCCUGCAGGGUCUGUGGCACUGCUUUGUCGUAACUGCGGACGUGACAUUGUCGAAGGUUCGAUGCUUAGCAAUGAGAAGAGUGUGAAAGCUAUACGUUCAUAUAACAUGACUAUUUUGGGCCGCAAUCAACUCGUUCAAGUUUUCGAAAAUGCCGUCCCUGAAAAAUUCGAUGUGAUAACCGCUUCAAACGCUGAACUGAAACUUGCAGGUAAGUCUUACUUAGCGGAUACUUGGUGGCCGAAUUAUGAGUGGACCGUUGGUGUGUGCCCUAGCUGCGGUUUCCAUUUGGGAUGGUAUUUCCAAUCGGGUAAUAUCCAAGCAAAAUUACAUAAAUCAUUUUUUGGACUUGUGCUGGAUUACUUAAUCAGUGAAGAAUAUGUUGAUUUAUUGACGUGGGUACCAUAGCUUCUGAAGCGAGUGACGUGUGACGUCAGCGUUUAUUACCAGUGUAACGUAUAAUUCGAUGCGUCAUAAAGUUUCUUUAGCCAUUUGUUUCUUUAGUGUUUUUUUUAAACUCAUUAGUUGCUGAGUUAUAAAGCUUCAAAGCAUUAAAUUUUCCUCUUGACCUGCUUUCAUAUUUGCUUAGUUUGAUUUAUAGUCAGUUUAGUCAAUUUAGUUUUUUUUU
Molecule: messenger RNA, 688 nt
Organism: Loa loa (African eye worm)
Lineage: Eukaryota; Metazoa; Nematoda; Chromadorea; Rhabditida; Onchocercidae
Exons: 6
Coding region: 22-468 (148 amino acids)
Source: RefSeq, a predicted model, not a curated record